AUGUCACAUUUGCAUAGAAGCUCGAAGCGGUAUGUGCCCAGUGCUCUCAGCCGUAACCAAGAUCUAUUUCCAUUUGAAGAAAGCCGAUUUCCUCGAGAAAAACUUGAUGGCACUGUCAAAGUACCGGAUUUUCAUUCUCCUUUCGUAUCAGAUGCGGAGGCUGUGGAUCUUGAUCAAAGGACUAUCCACAAGUUUGCAGAUAUCCCCAGGUUCACGACCAUCAUAACGCAGAAAACCCAAUUGUCGUAG
This is a messenger RNA of Heterobasidion irregulare TC 32-1, 249 nucleotides long. RefSeq lists its product as uncharacterized. The transcript has a single exon. NCBI's taxonomy places the organism in Eukaryota, Fungi, Basidiomycota, Agaricomycetes, Russulales, Bondarzewiaceae. The record is from RefSeq and is a predicted model, not a curated record. The coding region runs from base 1 to 249 and encodes 82 amino acids.